AAAAUCAGAAAACAUGAUGGGUGUUGAACAUAAAAACCAACUUUUGCAAGGGCCCUGGUAUAAAACACAGUAAUUGACAAAGAGGACGCGCGCACAUGGCAGGUAGGUUGGUGGUGGCGCUGAUGGCCCAAUCGUGCACAUUAGCAACUCCACCAUCCGCCGUAGCCGCAAUUUCCCUCAAACUCUCCCGCGCCGCUAUCCUUCGCCCUCCACCUUCAUACGCACCAACAUCACUUUCCACUCGAACAAUCACAAUGAACAUCAACAGUCAAGAACAACAGCAGGACAAUCUCGACGGCAUAUUCAAGCAGAAACGGAUCCUACGGUCCAAAGUCCGCAAAGCCCUCAAGGCCAUGGACCCCACACUCAGAUCCCAUGAAGAUAAUGCAAUCCAGAGUAUUGUGUUGGAAGCUCCGUGGUUUAGAUCUAGUCAAAGAUUAUGUGCAUACAUAUGCUGCAGUGCUUUGAGGGAAGUUGAUACCUCCAACGUGUUGUCUGCAAUUCUUCAAAGUCCACUCAAAGAGGGUGAUGUGCAGGUGAGGAAAAAGCUUUAUGUUCCGCGUGUAGAGGACAAGAAUUGUCACAUGAGAAUGCUCAACAUCUCAUGUAUUGAUGAUCUUGUUGCGAAUUCGAUGAACAUUUUAGAACCAGCUCCAAUCGAUGCUGAUGGAAAUGAACGGGAAGAUGUUUUACAGGCAAGCGACCCAGUUGAUUUGUUCCUCUUACCGGGACUAGCAUUUGACAGAUCUGGGAGACGCUUGGGUCGUGGUGGAGGUUAUUAUGAUACCUUCCUGAAGAACUACCAAGAGCUUGCAAAAACACGCAAUUGGAAGCAACCACUCCUUGUUGCACUGUCCUAUUCUGUACAAAUAUUGGAUGAAGGUGUACCGGUCACUCCACAUGACAUUCUGGUGGAUGCGCUUGUGUCCCCGGCGGGUGUUAUUCCCAUCAGCCCAGCAGCUUUAGACAGGAUGAGGCCUUGAUAACAAAACUAGAAGCUUUCGUCGUAGAUCAGAUCCUCAUGGAGUUGGACUCUGGCUUCCCCUUGAUCUGUUAAAGGAAAUAAUCUUGGUCUGCCUGAGAUACAGGGCUCGGCCAGCGUCGUCAAAUGAAUCCGCGAAGUUCUGGUCUUCUGACCCUGAUCCUUUACUAGACUUGUGUGUGGCAAACUUGACUGCCUCCACGUCAUCUAGCAACUUCCCCUGCAAACUCCCCUCAGAGGU
This is a messenger RNA of Prunus mume (Japanese apricot), 1223 nucleotides long. NCBI's taxonomy places the organism in Eukaryota, Viridiplantae, Streptophyta, Magnoliopsida, Rosales, Rosaceae. The record is from RefSeq and is a predicted model, not a curated record.